UUCAUUCAGCACCUAAAUCCUAAACGGGGUUCUAAUGAAAUAGUCGGACAAGAGAAGAAGCAAAAGUAACAUAACGAGGAAGUACCUAAAUCCUAAACGGGGUUCUGAUGAAAUAGUAGGAACAAGAUGGAGAAGAAGCAAAACUAACAUAACGAGGAAGUUGACCGAAAAUGUUCGAGCUGUACAACAUAAAACCGCGGGCACAGAGUGAGGACUAACUAUAAACAAACAAAGAGUGGCGGGAAUCAAACCAGUCCCAAACGCCCCACACGCGAGUGUGUUUCACGCUCCAAAUCCUUCGCAUUACACAAACUCUUUCCCAUUCCUUUCAAGAAAACCCUUUUUCCUCAACGCUGCGAAGCAAAGGGAAAAACAGUGAAGAUGAAAGAUUCAGCGGAAACAGAUCCUAUUGCUGAGUCUCUCAACCUACUGUGUAAACUCCUGGACUCGGAACUACCCAGCGUCACAAACUUCAAAGGGAAAUGGUCACUUGCCCGAGUCAAACUCACCCAUCUCCAAACUCACCUCACCGAUUUCUCCGCCGAGUUCCCCUACGCCUCCACCACCAACUCCCUCUCCCUCCACCUCCUCCACUCGAUCUCCCGCACACUCAACGACGCCGUUUUACUCGCCCGCACGUGCCAGCCCCAAGACCUCCUUAACGGCAAGCUCAAAACCCAAAGCGACCUCGACUCCCUCCUGGCCACCCUCGACCGCCAAGUUACCGACUGCGACAUCCUCUUCCGCAGCGGCCUUCUCAUUGAAAGCGCUGCCGUUUCCACCUCCAAAAGAGAAGCUAUCCGCUCCGCAUCACGAAACCUAAUCACCCGGUUGCAAAUCGGGUCGCCCGAGUCCAAAAUUUCAGCGAUGGACUCUCUAUUGGACCUCCUUAAUGAAGACGACAAAAAUGUUACCAUUGCUGUGGCCCAGGGCGUCGUUCCCGUGCUCGUGCGCCUACUUGAUUCACCCUCCGACAUGAAGGAGAAAAUAGUCGCCGCCAUCUCCAAAGUAUCCACAGUCGAAAGUGCCAAGACUGUGCUCCUCGCAGAGGGUUUACUUCUUCUCAACCACCUUCUCCGAGUACUGGAUUCUGGAAGCGGAUUCGCGAUUGAGAAAUCAAGCAUCGCCCUUCAAGCACUGAGUCUUACCAAGGACAACGCCAGAGCGAUUGGCUCACGCGGCGGAAUCUCGUCUCUGCUGGAGAUUUGCCAGGCUGGCACCCCUGGCGCGCAGGCCUCCGCAGCCGCCGUGUUGCGCAACCUCGCUGCGUUCGCGGAAAUUAGGGACAAUUUCGCGGAGGAGAAUGCAGUGGUGGUUUUAGUCGCCUUGGCUUCCUCCGGGACUGCUUCGGCGCGUGAGAACGCAAUUGGGUGUUUGUCGAAUUUGAUUUCCGAGGCUGACUCGGACGGUUUGUCGAAUUUGAGGGUUAUGGUGGUUAAAGAAGGGGGGAUUGAGUGUUUGAAGAAUUACUGGGAUUCGGGUACUCCAAUUCCGAGUCUUGAAGUUGCAGUGACGAUGUUGCGGCAUUUGGCUGAGAGUGCUGCAAUUGGAGAGGUGCUGAUAGGUGAAGGGUUUGUUCGGAGGCUUGUGGGGGUGCUGAACUGUGAGGUGCUGGCGAUGAGGGUUGCCGCCGCGAGGGCGGUUCACGCUAUAGGGUUGAACAGUGGCAAGGCAAGGAAGGAGAUGGGCGAAUUGGGGUGCGUUUUUACUUUGAUUAAGAUGUUGGAUGGCAAAGGUGUUGAGGAGAAAGAGGUUUCUGCAAUGGCAUUGUCGGUACUGCUGAUGCACCCUGCGAAUAGGAGGGUUUUCCGCAAGGAUGAAAGAGGGGUUGUUAGCGCUGUUCAUUUGUUGAACCCUUCCUUGCAAGGGUUGGAUAAGAAGUACCCUGUUUCGUUGCUCGCUUCGUUAGUGUAUUCCAAGAGUUGCAGAAAGCAGAUGGUAGCAGCAGGAGCUUGUGUAUAUAUGCAGAAGCUUGUGGAGAUGGAUGUGCCGGGAUCAAAGAAACUCUUGGAGAGUCUUGGGCGUGGUAAGAUUUGGGGUGUUUUUUCAAGACCCUAGGUGAUGAUGAUCAACAUGGAGAUAGUCGUGGAUUUCUGUAACAUGGAAGUUCUGAUUAUUCAUUGAUCUGUAUGCAUGAUAGACUUGUUCAGGUUUUCGUCUUCUUUUUGCCUUGUAAUUAUUCAUUAAUAAUUUGUCUUUGUACGUAGAAGUAAGUUUUUCUAAUGAUUUAUCUCUGAACAGAUUGUGUUUAUGUUUAGGAACAAUGAUAUAAAGUACAUGAUUUUGCGACCA
This is a messenger RNA of Vigna radiata var. radiata (mung bean), 2292 nucleotides long. RefSeq lists its product as uncharacterized. The transcript has a single exon. Gene Ontology annotation, molecular function: protein binding. The record is from RefSeq and is a predicted model, not a curated record. The coding region runs from base 382 to 2058 and encodes 558 amino acids. NCBI's taxonomy places the organism in Eukaryota, Viridiplantae, Streptophyta, Magnoliopsida, Fabales, Fabaceae.